GCCAUUUGUAUAUUCAACAGAUUAAUUUCAGAAAACUGACAUGGGGCGAAGACCUGCGAGGUGCUACCGCUACUGUAAGAACAAGCCCUACCCCAAGUCCCGCUUCUGUCGAGGUGUCCCUGAUCCCAAGAUCAGAAUCUACGACAUCGGACGAAAACGGGCUGGCGUGGACGAGUUCCCCUGUUGCGUGCACCUGAUUUCAAACGAGCUUGAGCAACUGUCGGGGGAAGCACUGGAAGCGGCGAGAAUCUGUGCGAACAAGUACAUGGUGAAGAACUGUGGAAAGGAUGCGUUCCACAUGCGAGUGAGAGUGCACCCAUUCCACGUAGUCAGAAUCAACAAAAUGUUGAGCUGUGCCGGGGCGGAUCGACUCCAAACCGGAAUGAGAGGUGCUUUUGGAAAACCGCAAGGUACUGUUGCUCGUGUGAGGAUUGGGCAACCGAUUCUUUCAAUGCGAGUGAAAGACAACCAGAAGCCGUCAGCGAUUGAGGCUCUGAGGCGCGCUAAGUUCAAGUUCCCUGGCCGACAGAAGAUACUGAUAUCUUCCAAGUGGGGCUUCACAAAGUGGGAGAGAGACGAGUAUCCCCAGAUGAGACAGGACGGGAUCCUGAAGGCUGACGGAUCUGGAGUGCAGUACAGUCGCAAGAUGUACAGAGCAGCACAGCACUCGAUCAAGCUGGCAGCAGCAGCCGAAAAAGCAGAGUAGACUGUUAUUGGACUGUUUACCCUUUUGUUGCCUUCUGCUUAUAUGAGAAUAAAAGUUGGUAGCUCA
This is a messenger RNA of Symsagittifera roscoffensis, 772 nucleotides long. Its product is annotated as large ribosomal subunit protein uL16-like. The transcript is spliced from 2 exons. Gene Ontology annotation, biological process: translation; ribosomal large subunit assembly. Gene Ontology annotation, cellular component: ribosome; cytosolic large ribosomal subunit. Lineage: Eukaryota; Metazoa; Xenacoelomorpha; Acoela; Convolutidae. Gene Ontology annotation, molecular function: structural constituent of ribosome. The record is from RefSeq and is a predicted model, not a curated record. Bases 41 to 706 code for a protein of 221 amino acids.